Dunckerocampus dactyliophorus (ringed pipefish) is the source of this 9909-nucleotide messenger RNA. It is a transcript of the gene scai, whose product is annotated as suppressor of cancer cell invasion. Gene Ontology annotation, molecular function: transcription corepressor activity. The coding region runs from base 309 to 2006 and encodes 565 amino acids. Lineage: Eukaryota; Metazoa; Chordata; Actinopteri; Syngnathiformes; Syngnathidae. The record is from RefSeq and is a predicted model, not a curated record. Gene Ontology annotation, cellular component: nucleus. Gene Ontology annotation, biological process: DNA-templated transcription. The transcript is spliced from 17 exons.
GAAACAGAUUUUUUCGAUAUACUAAAAUCCUUUGUGACGCUUUUACUUUGAAAAGGUUAACCCGGAUAUAGCUAGCUACUCAACCGUGGUGUCGACAGUCGAAAGUCAAGGAAUUUUGGCUUUAGCCUCUCCGGUGCGGGAGACGGAGUAUCUUCAUUCAGAUCCGUUGGUUGCGAUUCUGUGUCAUUGUCCAGCGUCACGAUGCAACGAGAGAUCGCUCGCAUUUGCUUUUUGUGCUAAAUCCGGAGAAGCAGCUGUAAUACUGUCCAUCACUGACGCGGGCUGACAAGGUGUGAAGGAUUGCUGUCAUGACUGGAGCUGAGACUGAGGAUGAUAUUCCUUUAGGAGAAAGGAAAACUGUCACAGAUUUUUGCUAUCUCUUGGACAAAUCCAAACAACUUUUCAAUGGACUAAGAGACCUUCCUCAGUAUGGACACAAGCAGUGGCAGUCCUACUUUGGGCGGACUUUUGAUGUUUACACCAAGUUGUGGAAAUUUCAGCAACAGCACAGGCAGGUUCUGGACAGCCGCUAUGGCUUGAAGAGAUGGCAAAUUGGGGAAGUUGCAUCCAAAAUUGGGCAGCUGUACUACCACUAUUACCUGCGUACAUCAGAAACAAGUUACCUGAAUGAGGCAUUUUCUUUCUACUCAGCCAUCCGCCAGCGGUCCUACUACUAUCAGGUCAACAAAGAGGACAGGCCAGAAUUAGUUGUGAAGAAGCUUCGAUAUUAUGCCCGCUAUAUAGUUGUCUGUUUACUGCUCAACAAGAUGGACCUAGUCAAAGUUUUGGUAAAGGAGUUAUCUGAAGAAAUCGAAGAUUACACGCAACGAUUCAACACUGAGGAUCAGUUGGAAUGGAACUUGGUUUUGCAGGAAGUGGCAUCUUUUGUAGAGGCAGACCCAGUGGUACUACUGAAUGACAACAAUUCUGUCACUGUCAUCAGCUAUCGCCUCCAGGAAGGAAGUGUGCCUCCCUUGGAACAAGGCAUGGUGGUUGGGCAGCUCGUCCUUGCAGAUGCACUAAUCAUUGGCAACUCCAACAGCCAGGUUAAGUUCAGUGAAUUGACUAUUGACAUGUUCCGUAUGCUCCAAGCUUUGGAGAGGGAACCAGGGAACCUUGCUGUACAGACACCUAAACAAGGAAUUUUGGAACCCAAUGAGAAGCCGGCAAAAAGGGAAAACCCUCACAAGUAUCUCCUGUACAAGCCAACAUUCAGCCAGCUUUUUACUUUCUUGUCUGCCUCCUUUAAAGAAUUGCCAGCAAACAGUGUUCUGCUUGUCUACCUAUCAGCAACUGGAGUCUUCCCAGCUUUAAAUUCAGAAUAUGAAGGACCAUAUGAUUUCGGAGGGGUUCUCACAAAUUCAAAUCGCGAUAUUGUGAAUGGAGAGGUGAUUCAGAAGAGAAAUCAGUCCCAGAAAGACAUGCACUGCCUCCAUCCCGGUGACCUGCUCCCUUUUACUCGGAAGCCACUUUUUAUUAUAGUGGAUUCCACAAACAGCACAGCCUUUAAGAAUUUCACAAAUAUGUUUGGUCAGCCUUUGGUGUGCCUACUAUCUCCUAAAGUAUAUCCCAAGAGUAUACAAGAUCAGUCUCAGCGUGGGAGUCUCUUCACCCUUUUCCUCUACAGCCCACUCUUGGCUUUCUUCUCUGUGUGUGGCUUAAACAGCGUGAGACGAGGCCUUUGGGAGAGUGCUCAAGAAUUUCUUCACAAAGUCGACCAUGACAUCGGGCAAAUGAUAACACGAUCACAAACCAUAGAUCAAGCCUUUUUGCAAUUUUUUGGUGAUGAAUUCCUUCGACUGCUGCUGAUCCGUUUUGUGUUUUGUUCAGCUACACUGAGACUGCACAAAGUCUUUCGGGAUGCACAGAGCUUUCCUGAGUCAUACCCCGAGCUCCCGAAACAGGACACGGUGGAGAGCGGUGUUCUGCAAAAACAUAUUUUGAAGAUGGCAGCCAUGCUGGAUGUACAGAGCCUCUUUUGGGAUCAUUCAGUGGAAGUCUACUAAAGUCUUUAACCAGGAUCAAACUCCAAAAAACCUACACAUUUACACAUCCAGCAUUUGUAGCAUUUUUUGUUAUUUAUUCAUAGCUUAACAGCUAAUUCUGCUAUACUUUUCUUCAUAUCCUGCAUUUUAUUGUUUCUCUCUAAAAUGCAAAAUGAAAGCCACAAGAGAACUUAAAUUAAUCAUGUACAUAAAACCCAUUUCAACCUACAACCCAUUCCAAAUGUAGGAUUAAACUUAAGACUUAAGCAUUGAAGUACCGUAUGUACUGUAUAUGACGUAAACACAUCAACUUUGUUCUCAAGCAGAAAAGCAUCCUCGCAUACACGAGCAGCAUAAUUGCUCAUUCUACUUAUUUUAAGAGAUUAGUAGUUUUGUUUAGGCUUAAAAUUGUCUCACUUUCGGUCUUACAUACGUCCAGAAUUGCACCAAAUUACUCUUAAAGGGACUGUAUGCAACUCGCUCCAAAUUACAUUUUUUGGAUCCAGAAGCCAAGAAAUGUAAGAACACCACUCCGGUGUUAAAACCCUUGUUACCAGGUGGUGCUAGACCCUCACUCCCUCGUGUAUGGAGCAGGCGCACCUACCUUCCUGACUUCUCCGCUUAAAGGGUCAAAGCCUCCCGUGUUAAAAAGGAGACAUCUAAGUCAGGUGCGAAGGAAAUUCACCCAGGUUUUCACAGCUUGUGUAGAGGCGGCCCCGCUACAUCCAGACUAAGCCCAAUAGAGUAACCAAAUUUGUAUUGCACUCAGCGCUCAACCUCUACUUUAUGGCUGCUUUCCUUCAUUAAUGGUUUGUUGCACUUGGAAUAGACCUGGGAAAUUUUGGUAAUCUGUUAGCGAUCAGAAGGACCUGUUUAUGUAAAAUAAUAACCGCAACAAACUUGCAUGUCACCAAUAAUUGUUCAAACAAAAAAAAAAUCUAUAUUUUUCGUGGCGCGUGCACAAACGCAGUCUCAGAGAAGCGACCAACAAGUUGGAGUCAUUUUGUGGUUAUGAUAGGGAAAACAUUCAAUGACGGCUAACGUUAGUCGCUAAACUUUGUCAAAUUGCUAUCAUUGGCUGACCACCAACAUAACUAGUGUGUGUGUGUUACAUCAGCGUAGCUUAUGUACACAAAGCAGCAGGAGGAGGUGGAAUAAAACGCUUGCAGUACGUCCUCUAGGCCAGGGGUUCCCAACUUGGACAAAUUAGAAGUUUUUUGAAAAAAGACACGUUUUUAAAAGUAGUUUUGUAAAUAACUACAUUGAAUUUUAUGUAAAUGUAUAUACAUUUUGGAAAUAAGAGCUAUUAUUUUAUUAGAAUAUAAAAUAGAAUACUGUUAGAAAGCCCAUAGUUUUUGCACGCUUAUGUUGUUUGAUUAUGUCAUUUACGUUUAAUCCCGCUUUGUUCGGGGGUGUGCUCCGAGAUGCUGCCACAAAUACAUUUAUAUUUUCCCCCUUCUUUCAUCUCAUUGUCGUUCCCAAAUGCUGAUGCCGUGUGUGAAUGUAUAAAGGUGAGCUUUAAUGAUGCUUUAUUGUCUGUGUGGAGCACUAGUGUUCGUAUUUAUUCGGUGUCAAAUCAGAGGCUUCUUUCGGGGACCAAAAAAGGUUGGGGACCACUGCUCUAGGCGACUAGAGGAACCCGCUGCAUACAGUCCCUUUUUUAAAGUGCUCAUGACACCAAAACGUGAGUUUUCUAAAUUACCGCCGUAUUUGGCUGCCGAGGACUCUUCCCGGCAAGCAGACUCAUCAAAACACAGCAAAGCAAAUAAAGAGAAAUAUCCACAACAAUAACACAAACAUAACAUUGACUGAUAUUGUUUUGUGAUGAGUAUGAUAGAAUACGCAUUCAAUCCCAGACGUUCCUUUAUCUGAGGCACAGUGUCAAAACAACUGUCCUCCAAAUGUGUCCCAACACAAUACCGAAAAAUGUGACGCAGCGAACGGCGUCUUUUGGAAAUGUGAACAAGCUUACUCCUUGUGCCACACAACAAGUGGGCAUAAUAUCGAAAAAUAUAUUUAACAGAAAAUCAACAAAAAAUGCACCACAACAAUAUGAAACCAAUGCAUUCCAUGUGCAGUUCCGGGAGGGCGGGUUCUCGAGGUAGUGUCACAUCCUCUGUCUUCUCUGAGACUGAUUUCAGUGGCAAAAAAUGUAAAAAAAAAAAACAAAAACAAAGGGUAAAUACAUUCCAGCACACAACUAACAGGACAAAUAACAAGAUUAUAACAUGUGUUGGUGUCAUGAGCACUUUUAAGUCUGUAAUAACCAAUGCUCUUUAUCACCAACUACUAUUAUAGUCUAAAUAAAGACAAGCAAUUCUGGAGCGAGGCAUUCUCUAAUAGUGCUAACACAAACUGUUAAAUUAAGUCCUAAAUUUGUUCAAAUGCACUAAUGCAAGAACUAAAACUGGCACCCGGCUAGAAUCUAGAGUAGUGAAUAGAUAUAAAUGAUAGCAUAUUUGAAAUGUUUAUACUAUUUAUUAAAACUGCAGUAUGUGUGCAUAUGAUGUAUAGAAAUGUUUCUCGUGAUAGUUUCCAAGUCAUGUUUUCCACUUGCGCAAAUGCUGAAUGGAGGAAACUGGACUGUUUGUUGAAGGUAUUCAUUCACCUUCAGUCCAAAAGGCUUCUUCAGGUGUGGAGUUGCCCUAUCUCAGGUGGGUGUGUUCCCUGGGGGUUGUUGUCGGACAUGGCUGGCAAACAACCGCCCUGGCUAACAGGUCGUUCACCUGCUUGGUGGCAAAACCGUGACCACUCUUCCUGUGGAAUGAGGCAAUCUUUGGGGGAGAGCUGUUAAGAUGGCACACAACUCCGCUUUGGUAUGAGAGAGGUGUGAAAGAAGUUCUUACCAAGGAGGUUUGCACCAUCACCGAGCAGGGGUGUCCAAACUUUUUCCACCGAUGGCCACAUACUGAAAAUGAAAGGAUGAGAAAGGGCCACUUUAAUGUUUUCAAAAGAUACAGUAGGCUAAGAAGUGGUACACGGGUAUAUUUCAAGAAAAACUGCACCGCAGCUUUGUGAUAUACAGGAGGUGAAAAAGUACUAUUAGUAUGAGCAUAGGUCUCUUCACCCCCCGUGUUUGCUGUUUUUUUUUCUUUUUCAAAAUAUUUGCUUAAAUAAUCUUGAUAAAUUUUCUUCUGGUAAUAUUAUGGCUUUACUCACGUAUUAUUUUGACAUGAUCCCCAUAAUAUUAUCACUUUCUCCAACCUAAUUUUCCAGAAAUUUGUUUUGUUUCUCAUAAUAUUAUGACUAUUUCUCAUAUUAUGGCUUUAAAAAAAGAAUAUAUUUUUUCUUUAAUACUGUAUUUCAACUCUGUUACUAAGAUAACAUUUUUUUCUGGUAGGCCACAACUUUUAACUUUUUAAUAUUUUGACUUUAUUUUCAUAAAAGUACAACUGUUUUUCAUUUCUGCUGUCUUUUUUUUAAAUUUACUAACUAUUUAAACUUUCUGCAUGUUUUCUUCUUUUAAUUAUGGCUUUAUUCCCAUAAUAUUUUCACUUUUUUCUGGUAACAUACCUUUUUCCGCUAAUUAUAUCUUUUUUUCUGUUAAUAUUUUUGGCUUUUUUCGUGUGAAAUUACUGCUGAUCUUCAAUUUUUGCUCUUUUUAAAAAAAAAAAAAAAAAUGUUUUUUUGUUACAUUUUUACAAUGUGCUGCAGGCCACAUAUGGACCCCGGCCCGCACUUUGCACACCCUGACUUACAACAAUGUCCUAACAUCUCUCCCCCAAAGAUUGUAUCAUUCCAACAGAAGCGUGGACCCUAACGAGCUGUUUUGCCGCCAGACAGACAAACACGCAGUUGUUAUGCAGGACGGUUGUUCACCAGCCACGCUGGCCCACAGUAAUAACAACCCUCUUGUGACCACCCCCAGGGAAGGCACCCACCAGCGACAUACAUAAGUAGACUCCACACCUAAAAUUUUAGAACUGAGGACGCUUUUAGCACAGAAGGUGAAACGUCUUUAACAAACAAGAAGAGUCAAUUUGCCUCCCGUCAACCUUUCUAUGAAGACAUUUCCACUUCCUUUCCAACUUUAAAUGACGUAGUUUUUAGAAUGAUAACCUUUGUGAACAAUCUUUAAUUUAUUUCAGGAGGUGGCUCGCCAACUUUUGUAUUUUUAUGUAUAAUGUAUUUGAUAUUGUCGGCAGCAUUUCAGAACCUUUUCCAGCAUGUGCUAAAUACAAAUUAAUGUACUGGCGUGAAUAGAAGACAACCCUGGAUAUAAGACCACCCCUCUUUUUCAAUACCUGUAUAUGGAGAAGUCAUUUUUAAGACACAAUGAAUCAUUUAAAAAAUAAUAUCUGUAAAAGUCAUACAUCGUAUGUUAUGAAUCAUACUCGACAGUUGUUGAUUGAUCACCGUUAUCUUAAAAUUAGCAUCAUAACUCCUCCCCUCUGGUGCAUUUGCUCUGCUAAUGCGGUGCGGACGCGGUUGCGGUUCACUUUCACCAGAGACACACCGCAAAGAGCACGCGGAAAUGACACUUGUGUACGAGAAAAUGUGUGUGGCAGAGUAAUCCAUGGGUGUGUGCACGUGUACACCUCUAGACCUCCAAUAUAAGCUGACGCAUUGUUUUCUAGGGGGGAAAAAAUACUCUUCUUAUAUUCGGGGCAAUGCGGUACUACGGUUAGGUUUUCACUUUUAUAUAGAUGAGAAGAAUAUGAUACAUUCCUGUGCACCAAUACUUGUUCAUUCUUGUUUUUUUUUUUUACUUUUUGGGCAGGUCCCUUCACGAGUGACUGCACAGCAAGCAGCCAUUUUUGACAUUUUAUGUUCUGUGUUUACCACAGUGAAAUCAAAGCACAAUGAAAAUGAAUUGUAGGAUCAUACAAGUCUGUUAAGUUUAAGAACAAUCAUUUUUGUAAGUUUAGAAACAUGUGAAUAUAUCGUGUUUUCUCGAGUAAUACUUUCUGGGAUUAAUGUUAAUAACUUGGACCAUGAGCAUGAACAUCUCACUUGUAACAUGAUUAAAACAAAAGAAUCUAAAUUGACCUUUAUGGUCAAAGUAAUACUGUUUUUACCAAACCACCUACUUUUAUUUGUGUGUUAUUGUAUGUUAUUGUUGCAGUGCUUCGCAAUUUGUGUUGUCUUAGUAAAACGCACAGGGUGUCCACAAAGUCUCUUUACAAUUUCAAACAUGUUACAAACAGUGUUGGGCAAAUUACUUUUAAACGUAAGUACAGUAAUCCCUUGCCAAUUCGCACUUUGAAUUUAGCAUUUUCACUCUUUUUUUUCAAAAAUAUAUGAAUAAAUCAUGCUGUUUCAUGGCUGAACCCAGCUUUAAUAGUAAAAAAUAUGCGGAUUUCAGCACAGUUUUACAUAUUUUUUGCCUCAAUUAAACAUUUUAAGCAUAAAAUGUCCAAAAAUACAAAUAUAAGGCAUCCCAAAGACGCAUUUAAAGACUUUGCGAUCAUAUGUAGUAUUCUACACUGGUCACUAGGUGUCAGUAAUGUUACAUUGAUGAAAUCAUAGCCACCACAGGAAGUACAAAAUGAACAACAAGGAACUCUUCCAACGCUAACAUGUCUGAGUCAUGUCUUAUGUCUUAUUUUCUAAUAUGAUGUCUACUAUGUUGGGUAAUAUGCGUGUAAGGGUGACUAUGGGGUGCCAUUUGAUGUCUAGAGGGCUCUAAUGUUAAAAACGGCAUUUAGAAGGUCAGAAACGGGUUUUCUAUGAUGUAACUACAAAAAUAUUUGAUUUAUAAAUAAGGAAUUGUACUUCGUGGAAAUUCACUUAUCAUGGUCGGGUCUGGAACCAAUUACUGUUAUUACUGGUUAUUUUCUAGUAAUUGGCGUUAUUUUCCCAAAAAAGUACUUGAAUUAGAACAGAAUUACGCCUUCAAUUAGUUACCAUUGCAUUACUUGUUUUUUAAAAGCCUUCAAAUAUGUAAAAGAAUUGGGAUUUACCUUUGUAGUGGCGCGUGUUGUUGACAGAUGUGCACGGCACGGCAUAGCUCGUAGCUUGCAAUUCUCUACCAAGAAACUAGGGGGCGGUGUUUUCCGGAGUAUAAGUCACAUAGUCUAGUUUGGCUGGAUCUGCAACUUACAGUCAGGUGCAAUUUUAUAUAUAUAUAUAUAUAUAUAUAUAUAUAUACACAAAAUAAAAUAAAAUCUCCAGUGUAUAAUUUCACUUAAUGUGCUGCCUUUAAAAUAAAGUGAGGUGGUGGCUGGAAUUUUGGCAACGCCGCAAUAAUUCAUCGCGUUGUGCUUGUUGACAAACAGUUAGGCACACAAAUGGAAUGAUGCAGAGCAUUCCGGACGCUUAUUGUUACAAAAUACUUUCUAAUACGCUUCUGCCUUGGAGACUAUGGCUUUAAGUAAUGUGCAGCUAUAAUGAUAUGAUACCUGUAUGGAUUGAGAAAUGUGGUAUUUUAGACGGCGGUGUUUAAUUACGACGCUGAUUAUGUCUAUCUUGAAGAUCGUAGCUGUUGCGUCAGCCACUGACUAACUAAAUGCACACAUAUGAUUUUCAUUCAUUUGUGAAAGGUUUUGGUGUUAAAAUACGGCUGUUUGACAUGUUUCUCCACACCGGGCGUCAUGUCACGUAUUAUAAGCGUCCUCCAGAACAUGCUGACAUUUAUUAAACAGGUAAGGUUUUAUUGUAUCUAUAUAAGUUUAAAAAAAUGGACUUAUUUCAGCUUCUGUAGCUUUAGUUUGUCUCCUUGUUGGUGUCAUCAUUGCCCCGUCCCUCGGGCUUUUUCUUCUCCUCUUUUGAAUUUAAUGUCGUUAGGAGCGGCGCCAUGACAAUUUUUCGUCUUUAUGAUGCAUUUUUUUGACUGAUGAGGCUUAUAGUCCGGAACAUAUGGCAGUUCACCAGAUAUCACUCCCUAUGCUUCUUUCUAUGGAGUUACGUUGACGACAUACAAGUACGUUACAUCGAACAAAGAUGGAUAGGUACUUAAUCUCUGAGAGAAAUCUACACGGGUCAUCGACACCCUGAAGCAAAAGAUCACUGAUGCCAUUGCCAUCGUUGAUCAGCGAAUAUGGCAAGAAAUUGAGUACUGCCUUGAUGUGCUUUGUGCAACUCAUGGUGCCCAUCUGGAGGGGUCUUAAAUGAGGCAAAAAACGUCAAUAUCGACUCCUCAUUUUGUAAUAAUUCCCACUUAUGUGUGUAUUCAUUUGCUGUUGUAAUAAAUGUGCUCAAUUGUAAAGAGACUUUAUGAACGCCCUGUGUUACAGUAUGCAUAGACGCUGGCACAGUUAAGCAGAUAGAGCUCCCACAAACCCUUGCAUCAAAUGCUUGUACUCAUGGGCUUCUAUGUGCCCACUCGGUUGUUUUUUGUUUUUUUUUUUGUCAAAAGAUGGAAACUAAACCCACAAUAUUCUUCUUCUUGUACCUUUUUAGCUCACAAAUAACAGGUUGGGAGAUUCUGUACUUUAUUCUAUGAAAAUGUUCAAUAUAUGUUGCAGUGUACAAUGAAGAAGAAAGUCUGUUUGCUUUUGUGAAAUGAACAAUUGCAAACAUAUGAAGGAUGACCUGAGUGCAAACCUUAACAUCAUCAGUAUGAGAAUUCAUCAGGAAAUAUGUCCUGUGUUUGUUUGGUUUUUUUACAGCAACGCAAGCCCAAAUGGCCUCUGGGUAUUGGGCCUACACGUCAUACACUAUUUGUCUAUGCCUCCGUGGAAAACAUUUCAAAUGUUUUAUCUAGUUCUCCUUUUUUCCAGUCCACUUAUCCUGUGGCCAUUUUUUUGCCUUUUUCCCUUUCGGUGGUCCGUACGUGUGAUUUACAUAUGAUGAUGUCAAGUGUAUUCUGAAGACUUAAGUUAAGAAAAUAAUGCAUCGAUGUUAAUGUCUACAAGUAGCAUGUUUGUUUAGAGUAUUAAGUGCCAAAGACUGACUUUGUUUCUGUGUUGCCAAAAGCAAACCAAUAAAAUAUAAAAAGGGAUUUCCUUAUUUGUGGGACCGACCCCUGCUUCUUCGGUAAGGA